This is a messenger RNA of Oppiella nova, 582 nucleotides long. The record is from the annotation of a GenBank genome assembly. Lineage: Eukaryota; Metazoa; Arthropoda; Arachnida; Sarcoptiformes; Oppiidae.
CACUUAUCGUAAUCACAUGUUUGUGUGCUUUUCAGUGAAACACGUUUUGCUGUAUUUUCGGUCAUAUUUUCAAUUGAAUUGACUUUCAGUGCAAUGAAUACACUGUCACUCACUAUAGAGCGGUCACUAUAGGAGUGAACGGUGUGUCCAUUAGAUGAUAACGAGUGGUCACUACACGUGAUUGUAUUGACAGUCACUCAAGACAUGGACCGAAGAAGUUGUGGUCAAAAGCCGCCAAAAAGGGCAAAGACGUCGAUGACUGAUACCAAUAGGACUCAAGAGGAAUACCCGAAGGACUCACUCGACAGAUACGGCGAUGACUUGUGUGGAGUCAUAUUGUCUUACCUGUCCCUCGAAGAGUGUUUCCGAUUUGAAUGUGUGUCCAAACAAUGGCAGCGAUCGGUAUUCAAACGACAAAACUAUGUGAAUGUCGAGAAACACGUGAAGAAAUGGCAGAUAAUGUCGGGUAAGACUAUUGAAGACAUCGAUUGGCAGAUCUUGGAGUCAGUGGUGCGGAAGUGUCCGAACAUUAGACGCUUUGAUAUUGAGAUCCAUUCAGAAGUGACGGGAAGAGUGUUUGAG